CGUUGGCGCACCGCGCAGUCUGUACGACAGUACUCCAUUGUCCAUGUCUCCGACGGUGUCGUCUGAUCACUGAUUCGUCGCCGCAAGCCAGCACUUCCCACUCUUUGCAGCUCCACGCUCGAGCUUUGUGCACCGCGUGCAGUCCCCCCUCACGCGCCGCAAGCACGUGCUCUUUUUUCUGUGGCCAUCAUCGUCGCGCCUCCUGCCCACCACGACUGCGCAUCGUCCACGUCCUCCUUCGUCGACGUGGCAGUCGUCGAUCUCCAGGCGUCGUACUUCCACGUGCUACUUCGUCGACUCGCUCCUUCGUCCACGUGUUCGUCGUUGAUGAGUUGUGGAUGACAUGGCCCUGAGGAACGCAUCAGUGAAGGCCAGACAAAAUAGCGGGGCGGGCGACGAGGGGGAAACCAAGAGAGGCAGAGGGCACAUCCCUAAGCCGAAAAGGCAGCGCGUUGAAGAGUCGAGCUCCGAGCACACUGCAGACUUCCAGCCAGAAGAAGUGGUGAUGGUGGACGCGCAAGGUACUUCAGCGGCGCCGCGAUUGGGUUUCGGGCGGGAUGGGGUGACGAGAGAACAACUGUCCGCUGUCAAGCAGAGCAUUGCUGUUGGUGCUGCCAGGGCGUCGCAAAGGACCCCGAAGGUACGCGUCCCGAGGCAACUUCCCGCGGCGACGGGGCAGGGCCAGCCACGUCAGGCACUUCCACUGCAACAGCUGGGGGCUUCAGGGGGGGGGAAAGCACAGCCCGGGCAAAAGGGCGAUGCAACGGCGAUCGGCACUCGGACGGCGGCGGCGGAUCAUAGUGGUAGAACCAGAGUCGUCGAAGGUGCGGGUGAGGAGAGGGUAGACGACGUCCUCCACGACGAGGGAAGAAGAGACGGAAAGCGGGAGGGCGACGACGRCGACGACCGUCCACUUGUGACGAGGUUGAAGGGAGCCGCAAAGGAGGAUGGUCUGCACGAAAGAUCGAAAUUGUGGGUUGAUUGCGACUCUUUCUGGGGUCAAGGACUGGGGAAACCCUUGAGGGAGGCGGUUGGCGAGUGCGCGGACUACUUCAUCGCAAUCGCCAACGGAGAYGCRGGAGCUGAACCGCCUGCGAUGCUCAUACUGCCGCCGAACGACGUGCCGCGCUUCAAGAUCGAGGACCCUGCGCAGCGUGAACCGGCKCUGCGCAGAGCGUGCAACGUCGAGAAACUGGUGYUGCGCGCGAUCCACGGAUGGAUCUUCAAAUCGUCGUCGCRGUCGGCUGGAUUCGCUCGUGCAGAGUCGUACAUCAGURUCGACGUUGCCACGGACGUCGCCGAGCAGUUUGGCAGGGGCAGGAAUGGUCGAACGUCGUGUCCCCUGCACUCGUGUACCACACUCUCGCGCUGAAGAUGGACGUGCCUCUGUGGUUCACAUGGGUGAAGAUAGUGGAUCGGCCCGAGGACG
This is a messenger RNA of Chara braunii, 1429 nucleotides long. Lineage: Eukaryota; Viridiplantae; Streptophyta; Charophyceae; Charales; Characeae. The record is from the annotation of a GenBank genome assembly.